Messenger RNA from Helicoverpa armigera (cotton bollworm), 3028 nucleotides. Its product is annotated as serine/threonine-protein kinase SBK1. The transcript has 8 exons. Gene Ontology annotation, molecular function: ATP binding; protein serine/threonine kinase activity. The record is from RefSeq and is a predicted model, not a curated record. Lineage: Eukaryota; Metazoa; Arthropoda; Insecta; Lepidoptera; Noctuidae. Bases 175 to 2235 code for a protein of 686 amino acids. Gene Ontology annotation, biological process: peptidyl-serine phosphorylation; peptidyl-threonine phosphorylation.
AUAGUGUUAUACCCCAGUGAUUAUGAAAAUAAUAAUGAAAAGUCGGGGCCACGUGAAAUUUGAGUGGUACAAGUGAUUGGAUACAGUCCAAGUGUAUUGUGUGACUUAUAUGAACAAGGGCGACUGCCCUUUGAGUUUUGAUUGUACGAGAAUGUAUAGCUUGUGGCAACCAAGAUGAAUAAUGGUUCGAGAAGGGCCCUGACCGGCUCUAUUCAUAAAAUCAGGGAGUUCGAAUUGGAAAAAGUGAGCCUAGUAGAAGAGUUUGACAUUCUACAAAUUGUUGGAGAAGGAUGGUUUGGAAAGAUUUUGCUUGUAGAACACAGGGCUUCGGAUACAGAAAUUGUCUUGAAAGCCUUACCAAAACCUUACGUAUCCAUUAGAGAUUUCUACAGAGAAUUCCACUAUAGUUUACAUUUAAGCGCCCACAGAAAUAUAGUAACUACGUUUGACGUAGCUUUUGAGACUGCAGGAUUCUAUGUAUUUUGCCAAGAAUAUGCACCAUUGGGUGACCUCACAUCAAAUAUGCUUGAUACUGGAAUUGGUGAAAUUCACACCAAAAGGGUAGCAAAGCAAUUAUCGGCUGCAUUGGAACAUCUCCACCAAAGAGACUUAGUACACCGAGAUGUUAAGCUCGAUAAUAUUCUCAUAUUCAAGUCAGACUUCUCAAGAAUAAAGCUAUGUGAUUUUGGAGAAACUAGAAAGGUCCAAUCAGUUGUCCGAAGGCGAAAUGAGUGGUUACCAUAUUCCCCACCUGAAGUGCUAAAAUUAUCGAUGGACAGCAGUUACAAAGCAUUAAUUACCCAUGAUAUUUGGCAAUUUGGCAUCGUUAUUUUCAUUUGCCUCACUGGAUGUUUACCUUGGCAGAAAGCAGCUUUUGAUGACCCUCGGUACACUAGCUAUUACAAUUGGUACAAUAGUUCAAACCCACUGAAGAGACAACCGAAAUUAUGGAAAAUGGUUUCUUCGAGAGCACAGAAAAUGUUCAAAAAGUUUAUAGAGCCUAGAGAAGAAAAACGAGCAUACAAUUUCUUAGAACUUCCCCGCUAUUUAGAUGAUAGAUGGUUGGGCAAGGGUUAUACGGAUAGAGUCGCUGGAGAAGAUAUAGAUGAGCUGUGUCCCUCAAUGUACAGCUUCCACAGUGACCCCAACGAGAAAAACAUAUUAUUAAAACACUUUAGAGACAAUGGUAUCGAAACCACAGUAGACAGACAAGCAAAGAAACAAAGAAUUCGAGACUGGAUACAAAAUAGUGUAAUAGAAGAAGUUGAUGAGGAGGAGGAAAACCUUGAAGCGGCGUUUGAAGAUAGCGAUCAAGAAUUAGAGCAUAGAACAAGAAAUCACCCAAUAGACGAGAGCCAUAGGGUAACUUUACGAUUUGACACUGAAAAACAUAUCAAUCCUAGAACUGGGGAAGUUAUCGAUGGUGUUAAACAUGUACCAGAAAGAAAUCCGUUGUCUUAUGACGUUCAAAAUAUAGAAGCUGUAGCACCUGCCAAUGUGGUUAGAAGAUAUGGCAUGAAAGAAGAAAGUUCAUCUCACAGCUCGACUAAGGACAGUGCAUACGGAUCCAUGGAAGUCAAAGUAAAUAAAUCAACGAAAUCAAAUCAUAAAACUGAGAAUAAACAUAUAACAUCAAUAGAUAGUGUUCAAAAUAAUUCACCAAGUAGAUCAUUAAGCGCCACGUCUAUAAAUCAAAAUAGGUCACCAUUGACGUCACACGCUCAAAGAUUUCAAAGAAGUGAGGAGGUGUAUUCAAAAGAAUUAGAGAGUUUGAAAGGAAGUUCGUCCACAUUGCAUUCUUUAGGUAAUUCUUCACGGUCCAAUAGCCUUCAAGUAAAUCGAAACGAUUCUUUUGAAACAUCCUCUGUCACGGGCACACAAACUCCGCCAAAAACUGAAAGUGUAGCUACACCGAGACCUCAUAACCCUGUGGUAACGCAGAAUGGAUUCAGCCCUGGCGCUGGUGGAGGUACCGGUAAAUCUUCACCAGCACAACAGACUUCAAACCAGGCAUACGUUUCUAUGAAAAAUACAGUUUAUGAUAGUAAGAAUACUCGUAACAAUGACAAUAAUGCUACGACUGAAAGUAAUCUGCAGAAAAAUCAGACGCCGGACAGUCCCUAUACCUCGAUGAUGAAUAUAGUACAAGGCCAAAUGAAAAUUAAUCCUCAUGCUACAGAAACUAACAGAAAUACUAUCAACGUUUCAGUAGCACCAGUUAAUCGUAAAAAAUAAAUUGCUCAAAAAUAAGUUUUUUAGGGAUGCAAACUGCACGUUGUGAAUUUCAAAAUAUAAUCUGAACUGAUGCUAUUAAUUCAUUUAUUAUUUUAUAGUACUAAACUGAUUCACAUGUAUAGCUCCAUUUCCAUAAUUUUAUGCAUGCAGAUUGCACUUGCACUAACAUUUUCUUCUAAUUUAAUUUCUCAAAAUAUUUUUACACCAAGAUUUUGUUUACUUUUCUUCAUUUUCUUUUCAUAACUGCUUCUUCUUUCUUUUAACUAUAUUCUACCUAUUUACUGUAACAACCUACUAAUGCAAUUUUCUCUGUUUAUCGCACGUGCCCGCUUCUUCCAACAACUGCACUGUACUUCUAUGUAACAACAGGACCAACAGUUACCGCCUCUUCUUCCUGGUGUGCCCGAUUACAGAUUUGGUGUUCCAACAGAAACACUCACCUAUUUUGAAUCACAACACGAAUUUGAUAUGAUGUAGGAGUUAAAACACAACAAUAUUGUAUUAGUUCGAACUUAUUAUUGUGAAACUAAAUUAUUAGUGCCUUUUAAGGCUGUGAUUAAUUGACUGGACAUUCGGCCAAAGGCACGCAAAACUGAUAUCAAGUACUUUUAUUUAAGUUUAUUGUCGAAUUAGUCACCUUUUGUAUAUUUUUAUUGUUUAAUUAUGUGUUAAGUAUCGGUUAAGAGCUUGAAGUUAGAAUAGUAUAAAGACAAUUUGUAAUUUAUAUGUUUAGCAAGUAUGUAUUUAAAUGUUAUCUUUCCAAGUUGUACAACAUCAAUACAUUUAUGUUUUA